AUGAUAGAUGAAAAGAAAUUUGACUUUAGUCUUGAUCAGUCCACAGCCAGCAAUGGGCUAUUCACCGUCAUAGAGAGGAAGCCCCUCUCGUCACUCGAGAACAACGAAAGCCUGAACCUGAGCAACCUGAGUGACCCCCUGUGCAAUUCCAUCGAUGGGGUAAAUAAAAAGGCAAAGGAUUACACCACCCAGAACACAGACAACAUAUGUGAAAUAUAUCGCCUGAACACAUCUCAACUUUUAAGUGAUCAACUGGAAAAUGCAGUGAGCAGAAUCAGUUACGUGGACGAUGACGUCUCUUCCUUCUACGACUCGGAGAAGGAAGAUGAGUUUUACUUCGACAAUGACCUUUCGACUUUGGGUUCAUGCUAUUCCGUGGCAAGUCCCACCAAGAUAAGUAAAGGGAAAAAAGUAAGAACGAGCGUCGUUGCAGGCAUUUCUAAGAGGUAUCCUGGUGGGAGGAGCAAGCACAGCCCGUUUUUUGAUCCCACUUUUCGAAAUGACUCUCCUGUGAGGGUUAAUCAGGUAGAAAAAAACUCACAAGGUAGGGACCAUAAUAUAUACGAACCAACGUACAGUCGUGAUGAGAGAAGAACAAGAUUAGCCACCAUAGAUGCAUCGAACGAAUCUGUCCCAAAUGAUGGUGACAGUGAUGAGGAAUCAGAACUUCAGAAGCAAAACUAUAAGGACGAACUGCUAGGGCAUUCGCUCAAUAGCAACGACGAGAAGGCCAUUCGGGUGAACAAAAAUGUAUACAGAAUUGUAAACAUAGGAAAAGACGGGGAUGAUGAUAAGGAGACGGUCAUCAGGAGGAUAGCCCAAGUGAGGAAAAGCAUGAUGAGGGAGAAACAUGCAGAUGACGAGGAUCAUGCAGAUCACGGGGAUCACGGGGAUCACGGGGAUCACGGAGAUUAUGAGGAAGGGGAAUCUCCGUCCCACUACAACCAUGCAUGGAAUUUGUCAAAACUGAGGGACCUCCGCACGGGUAAGGGAGAACCCCCCAAGGGGGCAUUCAAGGAGAAGCCCCAAGGGGACAGAAGCCACAACCGAUUCAGCGAAGGCCAUUAUUUGAGGAAAAACGAUAAGAUCUCUCGGUACAACAGUGACAGGAGGGUAAAAUACAUAGAAGUGAACAACCACGAUGAGAGCAACUACGAGGAUGAAUCAUCCCACUACAGCUACGAGCAAAGUGAAGAAGUGGAACCAACUGGUAACGCAAUAUUCAAAAAGAGGAAAAAAUAUAUGUUCCUUCCGAAGCAACCCGGACAGGGUACUGCUGGGGAUGCACAAAAAUGCCUAAACAAUGAGAAGCAGGAUGAAGUGAGUCACCACUACCUGCACGGAAAUGGAUUGUACGAGAAGAAACAGGUUAGGAGUAGCAGACCGUUUGGAGACCUCCCAGGAGAGGCGUCAUUCCAAGGAAGCGAAGCGAAUGUGGAUCUGACUGGCAGCACUGACGGAGGGAUGGAUCAUGUUGAGGGAGGCGAAAGACGUGGCAAUGGUGAGAAUGUGAGGCACCGCUCCUAUCGCUACCACAGGGGCGCACGUAUGAGGAGAGAUACCGGAUUCAAUGCAGACGGAAAUGCGGACCUCCCAACGGAUGAGGGGUAUGACGUGGACGACUCGAACCAUUUGCAAAUGAAUAAGAGAGUGAAUAAGAGAAUGCACCAUGUGAACCAGCAGAAGCGACAAGAGUACCUACACGAAGAUGAGCACCCACCACGAGGCAUACACAUUAAUGGCUAUAAUAAAGUACAGAAGGGAAAGUACCCCAAGGUGAACUACUCCUAUGAGGAUGAAGAUAUGACCGAUUUUAAACAGGAUGAAUUAUUUGCAGGUGAGGUGUAUCCUCCUCAUGACAUGCACUCUGCCGAGGAAGGUGCAAGUACGUACUUUAGGAGUGCUCACAGUAGGGGUUACAAAAAGAUACGCGCAAAGGGGGAUCCGGAUCAGGAUGAUGAGCAGAUAGACGAAGAGGCGAUUUAUAAGAAGGGCAUGUAUCGAAAUGGGAGGUACACGGGGGGGGUACGUGGGGCGAACCAAGGUCGAAUGGAAGAUCGCUACCACGUGGGGGACAAUUCGUUUACUAACUACUACGACGGGCCCAGCUGCAGUAGCCCGCACCCGUACCAUCGAAGUGAAUACAUGAGCGGGGUGAACCCAUCCUAUCGAAGACAAGGUUCGAGUGAGAACCAGAUAAGCGGCUACCCACGUGGGGGAAAUAGGAAGUACGAAGAAGAGCACAGUGGUGAUGAUGGGCCUGGUUCGUAUGGCGGAGCUCAUCCAGCGGCUCUACCCCGAGGGGCGAACUACCCGAGGGACUACUACAGUGGUAAACACGCCCACCGAAGAUUUAGCAGGGACUCGAAUGGAGUACACCAUGAGAGGAGCCAUUAUAAAAGAGGGUACAAUCGCAUUGACCAGCGAAAUAGCUAUGAAGGGGAGGAAUAUUACAACGAGGAGUAUUAUCCUCACGGGGGACCCCCAUCAGAUCAGGCAGAUUAUUAUGACCCACGUGGUAUGUCAUAUAAUGAGUACGAACAGUUACGCACAGACGAUGGUGAGAGGAAUGCCUUUUCGAAAAAGACCCCCCCAGGCAGUCAAAAUGGGUAUCUAGCCAAUGUAGCUUAUCAGCAAGGUGAAGGAAACCAUUACACCUUAGGUGAUAAGAGGACAUGUCUCAAUAAAGACGCCAUAGAUGGUGAAGACAAUAAGGUUAAUUUAAAUGGGGAGGGUGCCCCCACGAUGGUAGUUGAUCCUCAUGUGUUGACUGAGAAAUCGACUCACGUUUUAAGUGACGUUAAGGAGAAUGCAGGACAGGUCAGUGAAGGUGCACAACUUCGUCCCAUCACUGGGGAGGCAGAUAUGCCAAAUGAGAAUGCUACCAAUGUUAGUAAUGCAGCCGUGGUUGGGAACGCACUGCCACCGCAGAUGGUCACGCAGGGUACUACUCAGGGUGUUCCACCCGCCGUGGAGGCAAUCCAGUCAGCCAAGGAAGGACAACCAAACCAACAAGUGCAACCGCAACAACAAGCAGUACAACAACCGCCGGUGAAGAGAAAGCGAGGCAGACCCAGAGUGAAGAAAACUACCACCCCGUCGGAGGAGGCCCCAUCGAACGACUCCCAAAGCAACGUAUCAGCCGUGCAGCUGAAUAACCAAACGGGUGCCCCCUUAGCUAGUCAGAGCGGUAACGUGAGCAGUGAACAGAACCAGCCCCCCCUCUACAACAAUAACAUGGGUUCUGUGAUUAAUCCUGUUUAUAACAACCAGCUGAGUAACCCCAAUGCCCACCUGCAAAUAGCAAUGGAACAUCCGCAGAGUUACCAGAUAGGAGGACCUACCCAGGUUUUAGGACAGCCUUUAGGGCAACUACUUGGACAGCCUCUUGGACAGACGCCGGGGCAUCCACUGGCGGAUCCACACAACCCAAUGAACCAGUUAAACAAGAUGAACCCUUUAAGCGCACAGCUGGCGCAGCAGAUGGGCCUGCCGGUAGGACAGCACCUGAACCCACAAGUGGGAAACCACAUUGGUCACCAAAUGGGGCAGCAGAUGGGACAACACAUUGGGCAACAGAUGGGACAGCAGCUAAGCCAGAUGAACCAACACAUGAGCCAACAUAUGAAUCAGCAGAUAAGCAACCACAUGAAUCAGCAGAUGAACCACCACAACGGAUACCUCCUCCCAAGCAGAACGAACAACCACUUCGGUGCAAACAUGAACGAAGAUCAGUACGCCCCAGCAUACGGAUCCUUCGAACCAGAUGUAGCAAAUAAUGUAGAUCCGAACAUGUGCAUCAGGAACUUUGAACAGGUCAGAAACAAUAGGGACAAUCUUUCCUACGAGGGAGACAAGGGAGAGUAUCAAACGAAUAGAAGAAGGAUGACCAGAUCGAAUGGAAGUGGGUCGGAGGAAAGGCACUCCGAGAGGGAAAUUAAGAAGGUGCAGAAGAGACGGGGGAGAAGACGAAAGAAUGAAGUGGAGAAAGAAGACACACAUUAUAAAAGAAGCAACAGUAGUAGCAACCAAAGCAACAUGAAUCAUGUAGAAACGAAGUCGGUGGAGUCAUAUAGAAACAAGUCCAACGAUGACAGCAACUCCAGGAGUGAGCACAGGGCGGACCAGGACUUCUCCACGUUCUUGGACGAGAACAACAAGAUCGUUUCGUACAGUACGUUUGGAAAGAGGCUGGUCGAUGAAAACGAUCUAUCUAAUGGAGUCGCCUACAACCCCGCGGACACGGUGUGGGAAAGGCUGUCCGGUGUCAAGAUCGGCCCGCUGAUACUGACAGCCCAAAGCAGAACGACGAAUGUCAUUUUGGCGAAAAACAGAUCCAUCGAACUUGGCAACAUAAACCACAACCUCAUAUAUGGCUACAUUUACAAAGGCGACAACGUCAGACUAACCAUCGGAAAGGAGACCAAAUCAGUGAAGACCGGCUCGCUGUUCUUCCUGCCCAGCUACAACGACUGCAGCAUACAUAACGAUGACAACCUUGGGACCGCCAAAAUAUUUUUAUGCUUUGUUUACCUGAGUGAUGUCAUCUGA
This is a messenger RNA of Plasmodium coatneyi, 4551 nucleotides long. RefSeq lists its product as uncharacterized. NCBI's taxonomy places the organism in Eukaryota, Apicomplexa, Aconoidasida, Haemosporida, Plasmodiidae. The transcript is spliced from 7 exons. Bases 1 to 4551 code for a protein of 1516 amino acids. The record is from RefSeq and is a predicted model, not a curated record.